UUCCUCCUCCUCCUCCUCUCGGUCCCGUCAGAAGUGUUUGAGCGUUUCCGCUUUUGGAUUAGUUUGCCGCCUCGAACGUGACCAAAGUCAUCAUGGGCUUUCUGCAGUGCAUCAAGUACCUGGUGUUUAUCUUCAACUUCCUCUUUUGGUUGGCCGGCACGGGCGUGUUGGCGGUGGGACUAUGGCUGCGCUUCGACACCAGGACGUCGGGCCUUUUUGAGGGCGAGGACUCGCCCUCCGUCUUCUUCACCGGCGUGUACAUCCUGAUCGCGGCUGGCGCGCUGAUGAUGGUGGUCGGCUUCCUGGGCUGCUGCGGUGCCAUCAAGGAGUCGCCAUGCAUGCUGGGAUUGUUCUUUAUGUUCCUGCUGCUGAUUUUUGCGGCGGAGGUGGCGGCGGGCAUCUGGGGCCUGUCCAACACGGGGCGGGUGGUGGAGGAGGUGACCGAGUUCUACAAGCAGACCUACAACAAUUACAAGGACACCCGACAGGAGGCGCUCAAGGAGACGCUGCGCCUCAUCCACUUUGGGCUGAACUGCUGCGGGCCCACCGGCACGGUCAUCGACGCCGCCAAGGACAUCUGCCCCAAGAAGGAGGGGCUGGAGGUGCUCAUCACCACGAGCUGCCCGGCCGCCAUCGAGGAGGUCUUCAACAACAAGCUGCACAUCAUAGGCGGUGUGGGCAUCGGCAUCGGCGUCAUCAUGAUCUUUGGCAUGAUCUUCAGCAUGAUGCUCUGCUGUGCCAUCAAGAGAUCCAGAGACUUUGUUUAGGCCCGCCCUCUCAUACCCCCCUUUCCUCCUCCAGUUUAGUAACCAAGGCUAUUUUUAACUCGCCGCUCGGGGACGCACGCAGGACGGCCAUCUCGGACGCGUGAACGCGCGGCGACCCGAGCGGGUGAACGUUCAGGUCACACUUUUCGACUACCGCGUUGCGCCCAGCGCCCAAAAAAACCUUUUCAGUUUGCUCGCUUUCCUGACGGGCGUUUACGGUCAAACAUGCUAACAUUUAGCCUGUUUAAAUUUUAUUGUGACUAACUUUUUAUGUUAAUGUUAACUUUUUGUGUUGAACAUUUUACAUUCAAUAAAAGAAGUGAAAA
Molecule: messenger RNA, 1093 nt
Organism: Syngnathus acus (greater pipefish)
Lineage: Eukaryota; Metazoa; Chordata; Actinopteri; Syngnathiformes; Syngnathidae
Gene: cd9b
Product: CD9 molecule b
Exons: 7
Coding region: 93-767 (224 amino acids)
Cellular component (GO): membrane
Source: RefSeq, a predicted model, not a curated record